AUGACCCCGGCGUUCCCGGAUUGCCGGUCCUGCGGGCAGCCCAACUGCAUGCGCCCAGUGGUGGCGGCCAAGAAACAAUCUAUCAACUGGCUGUUCAUGCUGUUAGGCCAAACCCUGGGAUGUUGCACCCUGGAUCAACUCAAGUACUUCUGCAAGCACACCAAGAACCACCGCACCGGGGCCAAGGACCGCGUCCUCUACCUCACCUACCUUGCACUCUGCAAGCAGCUCGAUCCAGCUGGACCCUUUGAGCGCACUCCUUCCCUCCCCCUCCUCCCCCGCCGCCACCUCUUCUUCUCCCCGACUUCAUCUCCGUCCCCUCCUCCGCCGCGUGCGCUCCCUCCGCCGCCGCCGCCGCAGCCGCCAACCCCCCUGCCCUUCCCCCCCGCCACCGUCCACUCCCUCAACCACCUUCUCUCUCAGAACAUCACGAACAUCACCGGCGAGGCACAGUGCAAGCGCUGCGAGGCCUCCCAGGUCAUCUCCUACGAUCUCGUAUCCAAGUUCAACGAGGUGGCGGCGUUCAUCCGGGCGAGGAAGCAUUGGAUGCAUGACCGCGCGCCGGCCGAGUGGAUGACCCCGGCGUUCCCGGAUUGCCGGUCCUGCGGGCAGCCCAACUGCAUGCGCCCAGUGGUGGCGGCCAAGAAACAAUCUAUCAACUGGCUGUUCAUGCUGUUAGGCCAAACCCUGGGAUGUUGCACCCUGGAUCAACUCAAGUACUUCUGCAAGCACACCAAGAACCACCGCACCGGGGCCAAGGACCGCGUCCUCUACCUCACCUACCUUGCACUCUGCAAGCAGCUCGAUCCAGCUGGACCCUUUUGA
Phoenix dactylifera (date palm) is the source of this 825-nucleotide messenger RNA. NCBI's taxonomy places the organism in Eukaryota, Viridiplantae, Streptophyta, Magnoliopsida, Arecales, Arecaceae. The record is from RefSeq and is a predicted model, not a curated record.